AUGCCUCACGAGAAGUACGACAUUGUGAUAGUUGGCGCGGGACCAGUUGGUCUCCUCCUAUCGACAUGCCUAGCAAGAUGGGGGUACAAGAUCAAGCACAUCGACAUGCGACCCGAGCCUACCCUCACAGGACGAGCAGACGGUAUUCAGCCCCGAUCGUUAGACCUUCUACGGAACAUGGGCCUGAAGCGCGCGAUCAUGGCUAACGAACCUGCAAAGGUCUACGAGGUGGCAUUCUGGGAUCCAUCAGAAGCUGGGAAAGGCAUUCACAGGACAGGGACUUGGGCAUCGUGUCCGAAAUUCAUUGAUGCGAGAUACCCGUUCACAACUCUGCUACACCAGGGUUUGAUCGAGCGCGUCUUCAUCGCCGACAUCGAGAAGCACAACACACGGAUACAACGGCCUUGGAAGAUCACAGGGUUCCAGAACGAUGGCAAGGAUCCGGAGUACCCAGUCGAGGUCAGCAUCGGACAUGUCGAUGGUGACGAGACGGAGACUGUACGAGCGAAGUAUUUGUUCAGUGGAGAGGGCGCAAGAAGUUUUGUCAGAGAACAGUUAUGUGUGGGGAUCACACACAAAGACCCGAUCGCAUAUGUUUGGGGUGUCAUGGAUGGUGUUGUUCGGACAAACUUCCCAGACAUCAAGAUGAAGUGCACGAUCCACUCCGAUGCUGGCUCCAUCAUGGUUAUUCCUCGCGAGGACAACAUGGUCCGCUUAUACAUCCAGAUCGCUUCCUCAGAAGAUCCAGACUUCAACCCAAGGAAAUCAGCGACCACAGAAGAAGUACAGGCGUUCGCGAAGAAAAUCCUGAAGCCUUACUGGAUCGAAUGGGACCGUGUCGAGUGGUAUUCGGUCUACCCUAUCGGCCAAGGCAUCGCAGAUCGCUACACACUUGACGAAAGAGUAUUCAUGGGCGGAGACUGCUGUCAUACCCACUCUCCCAAAGCUGGUCAAGGCAUGAACACUGCCUUCCUCGAUGCCCAGAACCUUGCUUGGAAGAUUCAUCACGUAGAAUCUGGCUUCGCUGACCGUUCUAUCCUGAAAUCCUACGAGACCGAACGCAAGUUCGUCGCCGAGAACCUCCUAAACUUCGAUUCGGAAUACGCGAAACUCUUUUCACAACGGCAGCCUUCCGCUGGCGAGGUGAGAGCCGCAGGCAAGCAGGCUGGCCAUAGCGAAAGCGAGGAGAACCCGUUUAUCAAGAAGUUCAAGGAAUCCUGCGAGUUCACUUCCGGAUACGGCGUGCGCUACCUCGAGAACGUCUUCAACUGGUCAGACUCCCACCCAGCACAGCACGAUCUCUUCCUGUCGGAAUCCAAAGGCACCACAAAGCUACAAACAGGCAGAAUCCUCACACCUGCCACGGUAACGCGCGUCUCAGACGCAAACGUCGUCCACCUCGAACAAGAAAUCCCCCUAAACGGCUCCUACAGACUCUACCUCUUCGGCGGCAAACCCCAAAAGACAAAAUCCGCCAUCUCAGACUUCGCCAAGAACCUCCAAAAGAAGACCUCCUUCUACUCCAUCUACGCCCGCAGCGACAUCGACUCCGUCGACUACCACGAACGCCACAACCCUCACUCCCACUUCUUCACCGUCAACACCAUCUUCAACGCCCCGCGGCCAGAAAUUGAGAUCCAGGAUCUGCUCCCGGAGGUGCUAGCGCGGUACCAGGAUCACGUAUAUGCGGAUGAUGUGUGGGAUCAGAGAGUUCCUGACGCGCAAGCGGCGGCGCAUGCGAAGAUGGGGUUGAGUGAGGAGGAGGGAGGCGUGGUGGUUGUGAGGCCGGAUGGGUAUGUGGCUUGUGUGGUGAAGUUGGUGGAGGGGAGUGGGACUGUCGAUGCGUUGAAUGCGUAUUUUGGGACGUUUACGGUGAGGAAGGUAGGUGGGGAGAGGGCGGUUUUGUGA
This is a messenger RNA of Fulvia fulva, 1908 nucleotides long. RefSeq names its product Phenol hydroxylase. Gene Ontology annotation, molecular function: FAD binding. The transcript has a single exon. Bases 1 to 1908 code for a protein of 635 amino acids. The record is from RefSeq and is a predicted model, not a curated record. Lineage: Eukaryota; Fungi; Ascomycota; Dothideomycetes; Mycosphaerellales; Mycosphaerellaceae.